Molecule: messenger RNA, 468 nt
Organism: Oikopleura dioica
Lineage: Eukaryota; Metazoa; Chordata; Appendicularia; Copelata; Oikopleuridae
Source: the annotation of a GenBank genome assembly
AUGAAUAUGACCAUCACCGAGGAUCUCUUGGACGAUUACAAAGACACCAUCCACCCUGCUCUUUUUACAGAAGAGGGGAUGACCGUCGAGCUGAAGAAAGAAAAAGAACGAGAACUCAAUAAGAUUAUCGAGUUUUGGUGGACUUUUGGAAUCAAUAUUGCUGUACUUGUAUUAAUCGUCGUGAUGAUCGUUGUUUUCAACUAUCGGGAAUUCGAAGAUGUUGGGAUCGGUCAUUUACCGUCAUUUUGGCAAAAAAAACAAGUUUUAAAACACUUUUUGACCGAGAAAAAGUGCGAAAUGGGCCUGAACAAAAGCUACAUGACCGAGCUUAUGAACAGCACCGCCGACAUUCCAGCAUCAUCACAGGGCGAAUACAGUCAGCACCUUCUCCUGGAAAGCUCGGUUAUCGACCAACUCAUCCGAAACUUGACCUGCGAGUAUUUGCCUGAUCACAAAGUCAUGACUUGA